Messenger RNA from Aspergillus nomiae NRRL 13137, 795 nucleotides. Its product is annotated as haloacid dehalogenase, type II. The record is from RefSeq and is a predicted model, not a curated record. The transcript has a single exon. Lineage: Eukaryota; Fungi; Ascomycota; Eurotiomycetes; Eurotiales; Aspergillaceae. Bases 1 to 795 code for a protein of 264 amino acids.
AUGCCAAUCAAUAUACUUCCCAAAGUCCUGUUCUUCGACGUAUUCGGAACCGUUGUGGAAUGGUGCCCGUCCGUCACAAGAGAGUUGAAAGACGCCGCUGAGCGCGCCCUUCAUGAUCCCGGCAAGCCUAUUCCUCCAGACGAACGCGCACGGGUCUCACAGAUGACCUUCACAGACUGGCUCUCAGUUGCGGAAGAUUGGCGACAGUCCUAUGGACAGUUUACUGCCAAGUUUGACCCUUCCCAAGGCUUCGUUUCGGUCGAUCAGCACCAUUAUACUGCUCUGUCCACGCUACUCAAGCAACGGAAGAUCGAGAACCUCUUCACAGAUAGCGAGAAGUGGGAUCUGUCGCUCUGCUGGCACCGGCUUGUUCCGUGGCCUGACAGCGUGCGAGGCCUGGAACUGUUGAGCCGGAGGUUCCGCACGUGCACUCUGUCAAACGGCAACGUCUCUUUACUAGAGGAUCUCCAGCGCUAUGGCUCCUUGCCUUUCACGGAUAUAGCCAGCGCAGAGAAUUUUGGGGCGUAUAAACCCUCUCCUCAGGUAUAUCGUGGGGCAGCCGCCCGCUUCGAUCUAGACCCCAGUCACUGCGCCCUGGUGGCAGCCCAUCUCUCAGACCUGAAGGCCGCCAAAGCACAAGGUUUUCAGACAAUAUACGUUGCGCGUUCUAAAGAAGAGACAGAAGAUUUAUCUCAGGCAAAGCAAGAGGGAUAUGUGGAUCUUUGGAUCGAGCUGAACACAGGUGGUUUCGUUGAGGUUGCACGGCAACUUGGCAUUCAAGUGGCAGUUAAGUGA